AUGAAGAUAGGAUUUUGGAAUGUGAGGGGCUUUAACCGGCCUCUCAAACACAAUGGGGUCGCCCACCUCAUUAAGAAUAACCGGCUUUGUCUCUUGGGCAUUUUGGAGACAAAGCUAGCAGCAUCUACUAUUCCGAAGAUUCUAAGUCGCUCAUUUCCGGGAUGGUGCCAAACCAACAACUUUGACACCAUCGCCGGCGGACGUAUCCUUGUGAUUUGGGACCCGGCAGUGAUUGACCUACAUCCGAUUGACAUUUCGCCCCAAGUGAUCCACUGCCAUGCCACGAAUAAGUCUUCUCAACUCUCCUUCUAUAUUUCAUUUACAUAUGGUCUUUAUUCUGUUGUUAAUAGAAGGAGCAUGUGGGAUAAACUUACUGAUUUGGGACAAGCAAUUACCAUGCCAUGGCUUAUUAUGGGCGACUUCAACUGUGUGAAAUCUCCCGAGGAGAAGCAGCUUGGAGUGGCACCGACCUGGUAUGAGCUUAAAGAUUUUGUGGACUGUUGUGUGGCACUUGGAUUACUCGACGUUCCCACGCUGCUAUGCUAUUACACAUGGUAUUCCAACAACGAGAGCAACCCCGUAUGGUGCAAGCUCGAUCGGGUCUUAUACAACAAUGAAUGGGGCCGGCUUGGCUUGCAUUGCAGUGCCCAUUUCAAUCCACCGGGAUGCCUUUCCGAUCACUCUCCGGGUAUUAUUUCUAUCUUUGAUCAUACUCCCACUAAGCCAAAACCGUUUCGCUUUUUCAAUAUGUGGGCAGAUCAUCCGGAUUUCUUAGCUACUGUUGAAGCAAGAUGGAACUUGAGCGUGGAUGGGACGCCGCAAUUCAGCCUUUGUAGGAGACUGAAAACACUUAAGAGCGCGCUCAAGGCUUUCAAUAAGCAGCAUUACAGCCAUAUCUCUGCCAGAGCCACAGAGGCUGAGCUUGCCUUGCAAGAAGCCCAGAACCGACUUGAAUCCAAUCCGGGAGAUGUGGCGCUAGGGGACUCUUUGGGAGAUCUUAGGAAAAAGGCUGUCUUCCUUGCCGAGGCCGCACGGCACUUCUUCUAUCAGAAAGCCAAAAUCCACCAUCUUAAGGAGGGGGACCGCAACACCAAGUUCUUUCACGACAUGGUGAAGCGAAAUGUCUCUAGGAAUUCCAUCGGGGCAAUCACUAGGGCGGACGGGACCGUUAUCACUGCGGCCGAGGAUAUUGCACAAGAGUUCGUUGAUUACUACACAUCACUCUUGGGCACCGAGGCUCACACCCUCCCUGUCGAUGAUGGUGUGUUUGAAUGGGGUCCCCUACUUACCCCUGAGCACACUAUGGAGCUUUGCCGGGCAGUCACGCCAUUGGAAGUCAAGGAUGCCAUCUUCCAUAUUAGCGACAACAAGGCUCCCGGCCCUGAUGGAUAUUCCUCGUGCUUUUUCAAGAAAGCAUGGAACAUCGUGGGUGAUCAAGUUUGCAGGGCCGUCUUGGAUUUCUUUAGGUGUGGGCGGAUGCUACGGCAACUCAACCACACUAUCAUUGCCCUCGUGCCUAAGUCAGAUCAUUCCACCUACGUUGCGGAUUACCGACCGAUUUCGUGCUGCAAUGUCAUUUACAAAGCCAUCAUGAAGAUUAUCUCGGACCGGCUAGCUCCCGCAUUGGAGCACUUGAUUGACCGAUGCCAAGCUGCGUUUGUUGUGCUGCAAUGUCAUUUACAAAGCCAUCAUGAAGAUUAUCUCGGACCGGCUAACUCCCGCAUUGGAGCACUUGAUUGA
Sesamum indicum (sesame) is the source of this 1740-nucleotide messenger RNA. The record is from RefSeq and is a predicted model, not a curated record. NCBI's taxonomy places the organism in Eukaryota, Viridiplantae, Streptophyta, Magnoliopsida, Lamiales, Pedaliaceae.